Danio aesculapii is the source of this 4368-nucleotide messenger RNA. RefSeq names its product mutS homolog 6 (E. coli) (gene msh6). Gene Ontology annotation, molecular function: mismatched DNA binding; ATP binding; ATP-dependent DNA damage sensor activity. Gene Ontology annotation, cellular component: nucleus; MutSalpha complex. Lineage: Eukaryota; Metazoa; Chordata; Actinopteri; Cypriniformes; Danionidae. The record is from RefSeq and is a predicted model, not a curated record. Gene Ontology annotation, biological process: mismatch repair.
CCCUUUCCGUGAGCCAUCGGCAGCACUUUCCCGCGAACUCUCAGCUCCACUACAACCGUAGGGGCAGUUCUGAGUCUGCUGGGACAGAAGAAAUGAAUUAAUUUGGAAUAAUUAAACAACGCAUUUCAAGACGACAUGGCGAAGCAAAGUUCUCUCUUUAACUUCUUCUCGAAGUCGCCUCCUCUCGCGGUGAAGGCCAAAUCCAGCGCAUCACCAGCAGAAGGAGAUGCGGCUAGCAGAUCCAACACUUCACCCAAAGAAGAAGCUAAAGUCAACAGCAAGAAAACACCUGCAAAACCGCCCUCAAAAACCCAAGCUAAAGCAGGACAUGCAAAACUAUUCGGGGAGAAAGCGGUCACUACAAAGGAAAGAGAACAGUCACCUGUAUUUAGCGCUGGCUCACUGGUAUGGGCCAAGAUGGAGGGGCAUCCCUGGUGGCCCUGUAUGGUUGUUCCUCAGCCUCUCAGCGGACAGCAGAUGAGGGGGCGAGGCAGAGACCAAAGGCUUCAUGUUCACUUUUUUGAUGACCCACCAACCCGAGGAUGGGUUAACACAAAAUACAUAAGGGAGUACCAAGGCUCUAAUAGUGCAGAUGCCAAAUCUGGAGGAGUGUUUUUCAGCGGUAAGCCUGUAAUACGUAAGGCAAUGGAGCUGGCAGAUGUUGCAAUGAAGGACCAUGCAGAGCAGAGGUUGAAGAUGCCUUUGUGUAUGGAUCCUUCGGAUGAGGAAGAGGAGGACGAAGAGGAUAUGGAGGUUGAAAAAUCAACCUUAUCAGAUGCAGAAAUGUCUGAGGAAGAGGUUAAAGAGAAAGCAAAAGCCAGUCGGCGUCCGCCUCGUGCUGCGGCCGAAAAAGGUCAGAAGUCAAAGCGCAGACGAAUUGUUGUAGCGUCUGACAGCGAUGACUCCGGUGAAGAGUUCGAUCCUAAUAAAGCAGAAGGAAGCAGUGAUGAGGAUGAAGAAGAGGAGGAGGGAGUGAAUAGCGGAGCAGAGGAAGAAGAGAGUGAGCCAGAGACCGAACUAGACAGCCCUGUGAAACCAAUAAAGCGCAAACGUCCCACAGAAAAACCUGCUAAAUCAAAAAGCAAACCAGAUACUCCAAAGCGAGCGCCUGCAGCUCUGCCAUCAGUGUCGGCUGAUGCCAAAUCUCGACUUUCUGCUUUCUCUGCACCAGAUAACUUUGAUAGUCAGAGUAGUGCAAAUGGGACCGAGGGCGGAUCUACUGUAUGGGACCAUGAGAAACUGGAGUGGCUGCAGGACGGCAAGAGAAAAGAUGCACAGCGUAAACGUCAGUCUGACGAAAACUACGAUCCCACAACUCUAUAUGUGCCUGAAGACUUCCUUAACAGAACGACACCAGGAAUGCGCCGCUGGUGGCAACUUAAAUCUGAGAUGUUUGAUACCGUUCUGUUUUACAAAGUUGGUAAGUUUUAUGAACUCUACCACAUGGAUGCAGUCAUUGGCGUCAAUGAACUUAAUCUUACCUUCAUGAAAGGUACCUGGGCCCAUUCUGGCUUCCCCGAAAUCGGCUUUGGCCGCUUCUCAGAUGUACUUGUGCAAAAAGGCUACAAAGUGGCUCGUGUAGAACAGACCGAAACUCCAGAUAUGAUGGAAGCACGUUGCAAGAAACUGGCACGUCCCACUAAAUUUGAUAAAGUUGUCAAACGAGAGGUUUGCCGAAUUAUCACUCGAGGCACUCAAACGUAUAGCGUGCUUGAUGGCGCCCCUUCUGAAACCCAAAGCAAGUAUCUGUUGAGCAUUAAAGAAAAGAGUGAGGAGGACACCACAGGUCAUGGUCAUAUCUACGGAGUUUGUUUCAUUGAUACCUCAGUGGGACGUUUUCACAUCGGUCAAUUCCAAGAUGACCGUCAUUGCUCCCGUUUGCGUACUUUAGUGGCACACUAUUCUCCUGCACAAGAUUUUGAGAAAGGAAACCCUUCAAUUGAGACAUUAAAAAUCUUUAAGGCUAUCGUAUCGUCAUCUCUACAAGAAGGCCUCAAUGCUGGUUCCCAGUUUUGGGAUGCCCAGAAAACCCUCAAGGUACUUGCGGAGGAAGACUACUUCAAAGAAAGCAAAGAUGACAACAAAAAGUCAUCAGUUUUGCCUCCAGCUCUAAAAGCGAUGACUUCUGAGUGUGAUGCUUUGAGUCUAACUCCUAAAACAGGUUACGAACUUGCUCUUUCUGCACUUGGUGGCUGCAUGUUUUACCUGAAGAAGUGCCUGGUUGAUCAAGAGCUUUUUUCAAUGGGCAACUUCGAGGAAUAUGUUCCUGUCGAUGUGGAGAUGGAGCAAGCUGGAGGUGCAUCUUGUUUUUUUGCAAAGACUCAUCAGCGAAUGGUUUUGGAUGGAGUAACCCUUGCUAACCUUGAAAUUCUUCAGAAUAGCUCAACUGGAGGUCCUGAGGGAACACUACUUGAACGAUUGGACACAUGUUGCACUCCUUUUGGAAAGAGGUUGUUGAAACAAUGGAUUUGUGCUCCGCUUUGUAAUCCAUCCUCCAUUGGCGAUCGCUUGGAUGCUCUGGAGGACCUAAUGGGCGCUCCAUCCCAAACAUCCGAAGUCACAGACCUGCUCAAGAAGCUUCCAGAUCUGGAAAGGCUACUUAGUAAGAUCCACAGCAUGGGGACUCCUUUAAAAGGACAAGACCAUCCGGACUCCAGAGCCAUUCUGUACGAAGAGGUAGUUUACAGCAAACGAAAGAUUGCAGAUUUUCUUGCAGCACUUGAGGGAUUUAAAGUUAUGAAAGAAAUCGUGUCGAUCAUGGAGCCUGUUGGCGCAGACCUCAAAUCCAAACUACUGCGCCAAGUGGUGCUCCUCAAGACUGAAAACGAAGAUGGUCUUUUCCCUGACCUUUCUCCAGAGCUCAAACGUUGGGAUACUGCUUUCGACCAUCAGAAAGCUCGCACCACAGGCGUCAUCACACCAAAAGCUGGCUUCGAUCCAGAAUACGACCAGGCCUUAAAUGGAAUAAAAGAGUGUGAGAGAGACCUGCAGGACUAUUUGGACCGACAGAAGAAGCGAUUGGGCUGUAAGAAUCUAUCCUACUGGGGAACUGGAAGAAAUCGAUACCAACUGGAAGUUCCAGAGAGUGUUUCUGAAAGAAGCCUACCUGAGGAGUAUGAGGUCAGGUCUACUAAAAAGGGCUGGAAACGAUACUCCACCAAGGAUAUCGAGCGAAUGUUUUCAGAGCUACAGAGCUGGGAAGAUAAGAGAGAUGCAGCGCUGAAGGACUGCAUGAGGAGACUCUUCUACAACUUUGACAAGAAUUACAAGGACUGGCAGACGGCUGUGGAGUGCAUGGCAGUACUCGAUGUGCUGCUGAGCAUGUGCCGGUACAGUCAGAGCGCUGACGGGUCCAUGGCCAGACCAGAGAUGGCUCUUCCAGGGGAUGGCUCUCUUUCGGCCCCAUUCCUGGAUCUGAGGGGGUCUCGUCACCCUUGUGUCACCACGACAUUCUUCGGGGAUGACUUUAUCCCCAAUGAUAUCUUCAUCGGCUGUCCUGGCGAUGAAGAAGAGGCUCAAGAUGAUGCUAAAGCACUUGCACCAUGUGUACUAGUGACCGGACCAAACAUGGGAGGCAAAUCCACUCUAAUGAGACAGUGUGGUCUGGUGGUGAUUUUGGCUCAAUUGGGUUGUUAUGUGCCGGCUGAGAGUUUGCGUCUUACUCCUGUGGAUCGAGUCUUCACUCGCCUCGGCGCUUCUGAUCGCAUAAUGUCAGGUGAAAGUACGUUCUUUGUGGAGCUCAGCGAGACUGCUAGUAUAUUACUGCAUGCUACGAACCACUCUCUGGUCCUGCUGGAUGAACUGGGCAGAGGCACGGCCACGUAUGACGGCACGGCCAUCGCCAGCGCUGUGGUGAAGGAGCUUUCAGAGAAGAUCUGCUGUCGAACACUGUUUUCCACACACUACCACUCACUGGUGGAGGAUCACGUCCAGGACCCCGCCGUCAGACUGGGACACAUGGCCUGUAUGGUGGAGAAUGAGUGUGAAGACCCCAGUCAGGAGACCAUCACCUUCCUUUAUAAGUUCAUCGGAGGAGCGUGUCCUAAAAGCUACGGCUUUAAUGCAGCUCGCUUGGCAAACAUCCCGGAGGACGUGAUCCAGAGCGGACACAAGAAGGCCCGCGACUUCGAGAGGAGCACCGUAUCUCUCCGCAUCUUCAAAAAACUGUGCUCAUAUGCCGAAAGCCCCAGAGCUGAGCGCGAGCAGCUCACAACACUGAUUCAGACCCUCCGCAACCUGUGAACACACACACACACCCACUCCGCUUUCUGUUCAAUCCAUCAGUUCUGCAUUUCCCCAAUCCCCCAGUCGAAAAUAAAGCCUCUCACUACUGAAAUGAUCUAAUAAAGUUUAUUUUUAAAAAUGUAA